Molecule: messenger RNA, 298 nt
Organism: Penaeus monodon (black tiger shrimp)
Lineage: Eukaryota; Metazoa; Arthropoda; Malacostraca; Decapoda; Penaeidae
Product: zwei Ig domain protein zig-8-like
Biological process (GO): synapse organization
Cellular component (GO): neuron projection membrane
Source: RefSeq, a predicted model, not a curated record
GUGAGGGCGGGCUGUGAACGCCUCCGUCGAAAGCGCUGCUCGAGCGGCUGGCUCUGCGUGUGCUUAUGGAGCGCUCCUCUCGCUGAUAAGGGGAAGGACUGCUCGUCUGAUGGUUGCUGAACUGCAGACACAUUGCAUCGCAAGUGCUUGAGCACAGAUUUAAGUGUCAGGCAUGAUUAAUUGCCUGUGGUAUGACAUGAAAAAGUUCUAAAAAGUGUCGAAAUGGAGAAAUCUGAUUGGAAGAUGAUUAUUUUGAUACAAGCAAUUAUUUUCUCAAAUAUUGCCCUCUGUAGGACAG